AGCAAGAAAUUGAAUAAGUCGCUUAAAAUCAGCUCAUGAAGAAUAAGCUACUUUCACUUUGAACAAUAUGUGUCGAUAUAAAACGGAAAUAGCGGAACGCUAACAUCAGCCUAUACGUUUGUAAAAAUAUACAAACCAUCAUUCACUAUGUAAUUAGAAUGAUUUAACAAUUUUCUGGUUUUGUAUUAAUCAGAUUGGUGAGUGAUAAUGUGAUAUGGUAACUGCAAAUAUAUUUUUGUUGGUCUAGCUGAGGUUCUAGUUUCGUUUUUAUCUCGGUGCGUUAUUCAGAAUCAAGAUGGCGAGCUCCACAGCCACAGGUGAUGAAACCGUCGGUCAGAUUCUACUUCGUGCCUUUACGUCCUCUCGAUCCUUUCUCAGAGAAAAUCUUUCUGGAAAUUUCUUAUCAGCUCGUGAAAUUGCCAUAGAGGAAAAUGGAGAACUAUUGUCUAAAGUCGGAAGACAGGAAAUCGCAGCCAAAUUAUUGUCAACACUCAUAGGAUUGGCCGCUUCAUUCGGCAUAACAUAUUUCGCUAUAAAAUGGUUGUCAAACGUGAUGGAUCCGACGCAUAAAGACAGAAAAACGGCGACAGCAAGGGCCCAGAAAAUGCUUCAACUUUUAGGUGUAAAGGAUGUGAAGCUGUCGGACCACGAGCUUUGCAUUGCGGCUAACUUGGUGGAUCCACUUAGUGUGUCUGUGGACUGGAAGGACAUCGGGGGUCUCGACGCAGUGGUUGAGCAAAUCAAGGAAACCGUCAUAUUUCCCUUCAGAAGGAGAGAUCUGUUUUACAACUCCUCUCUGCUCCAGUCUCCAAAAGGAGUAUUGUUCUAUGGUCCUCCUGGUUGUGGUAAAACAAUGCUUGCCAAAGCUACAGCAAAGUGUGCAGGUGCUCGAUUUAUAAACUUACAAAUUUCCUCGCUGGUUGACAAAUGGUAUGGGGAAUCACAGAAGCGUGCUGAAGCUGUAUUCUCACUGGCCAUAAAACUACAACCAAGUAUCAUAUUUAUCGAUGAAAUUGAUUCAUUUCUCCGGGCACGACAGUCGCAUGACCAUGAGGCAACAGCUAUGAUGAAGACACAGUUCAUGAGUUUGUGGGACGGAAUCAUCACUGACCCUAACUGUCAGAUCAUGGUGAUCGGAGCCACCAACAGACCACAGGACGUUGAUGCUGCCAUUCUCCGCAGGAUGCCUUGCAUGAUCCAGAUAAAUAAACCGGAAAAAAUUCAGAGAAGCAAUAUCUUAAAGAUUAUCCUGGAAAAGGAACAGAUUGAGAACCUUGACUUCAAUAAACUUGGAGAAAUUACUGAACAGUUUUGUGGAAGCGACCUGAAGGAGGCCUGUAGACUUGGUGCUCUCAACAGAGUUCAUGAGGUCUUACAGAAAGCCAAGGAUGACUUAGGAGAGGAUUUCUUUGACACCAAACUGCCACCACUGAGAAAAAUAGCCAUGGCUGACCUUGAGUAUGCUGUGGCCAAGAUCAAAGAGUCCAAACAUCUAACUUCUGGGGCAAUGAUGUACUCUAAUCUGGACUGACAGUCACAUAUCCAUAGUGUUAUCUAUAUAAAAAAACUGCAAGUGAUGGUUACACAAUAAUAGAAGUAGGAUUUGUUUAUUUUAAUGAGAACAGCCUGAUAUUUAGAAUUCAUUGUAAUGCUGUGAUAGUUUUAAUUUUUUGUGACUUCAAUAUUUUUAAUAUAAAAAAAAAAAUUGCUGUGAAAAAGUAAUAUUUAAUCAAAUAAACCAUACAAACAAUAAUACAGCAGAGUAUUGUGUGAACGACUCAAGUUGGUAAGUAAUGUGUCAAGGUACGUAGUGGUUGUGUAAAGGAGCAAAUGGGUUUUUUUGUAUCCAUAUAUGUUAUUAUCACAUAGCCUGGUACAUUGUAUCCACAUCAAUCUGAUACAUUGUAUCCACAUCAAUCUAGUACAUUGUAUCCACAUCAAUCUGAUACAUUGUAUCCACAUCAAUCUGAUACAUUGUAUCCACAU
Messenger RNA from Mizuhopecten yessoensis (Yesso scallop), 1986 nucleotides. Its product is annotated as ATPase family AAA domain-containing protein 1-B-like. Gene Ontology annotation, cellular component: mitochondrial outer membrane. Gene Ontology annotation, molecular function: ATP hydrolysis activity; ATP binding. Lineage: Eukaryota; Metazoa; Mollusca; Bivalvia; Pectinida; Pectinidae. Bases 296 to 1531 code for a protein of 411 amino acids. The transcript is spliced from 10 exons. The record is from RefSeq and is a predicted model, not a curated record.